AUUUUAUUUAAUUAAAUGGACAGAUAGCAUUAAUAAUAAGAACAACAGAUAUCCAAAUAAAAAUUAGAUCCUUAAGAUAAUAAUCUCUAAAUCUUAACGAGGAAAUCCCUUAAAGCGUAAGUGUUCAUAGCCAAGAUAUUCUUGAAGAAAUUUGGCAAUGUAGAAUUACACGCUCUUGGAGAAGCCUCUAAAAACGGUGUUAGAGUUGCUGAUACUCUAUAAAAAUAAGGUAAUAUUUCCUAAUAUAGCAAAUAGGGAUUGCAACAAUAACUAAGAUCAAUUCAUUCACUUUGGAAAAUGAUGAGAGGAAAAAGGUGAAACUUAUCGUCACAUUAGCAUUGACCCCAGAGGGUAAGAAAAGAGUAGAUCAGGAAUUGAAUUGAUCCCAUAUGAGAAUUUUACAUUUACAUCUGUAUUAUUACAAAAAAUUAAAA
Molecule: messenger RNA, 434 nt
Organism: Paramecium octaurelia
Lineage: Eukaryota; Ciliophora; Oligohymenophorea; Peniculida; Parameciidae
Source: the annotation of a GenBank genome assembly